AUGAAGCCUGUUGUAGGUCAGAAAUUCCAGUCAUUGGAUUUCGCUUUUGCUUUCUACGACAUAUAUGCCCGGGCAGUUGGCUUUGAUACGCGCAAACAAGCUAUGAGGAAGGUUGAUGAUGUCACCACGUGGUAUCAAGUUGUAUGCAAUAGGGAAGGACGGAAGAAGGGUGAAGAGGAUGACCAGUUGAAUGCCCGUUCUGGUUUCACAAUCAAGCGUAGGAAGUUAUCUAAGCGGUGUGGUUGUACAGCUAAUAUAUCCUUCAGGUUUUUCUCGGAAGAUUGCUCGUCAGGAUACAUAAUUCAGGAGUUCAAUGAGAUUCAUAACCAUCAUAUGGUUGAGAUGGAACAGCAGAAAUUCAUGUCAAGUAAUCGCAAGUUGGAUGAUGUACAUCACAAAUUUAUACUAGACUGUUCCAGGGCGAAUAUAGGACCCACGCUUACAUUUAAGGUAUUGAAGGAGAUUCUUGGUGGGUUUGACCUGGCUGGUUGCACUGUGGGGGAUAUCAGGAAUGCCUCACGGGACAUAAAAGCAUAUGCACAAGGAGUUGAUGUACAAAUGGUGUUGGAUGACAUGGCUAGGAAGAAGGAGAUGUCCGAGGCUUUCACCUAUCACUACGAAGUUAACGAAUUUGACCAGUUGGUUGUUUUGUUUUGGUGCGAUGGUGUGAUGAAGAGAAAUUACCACAUGUUUGGUGACAUUGUGUCCUUCGACUCCACAUACAACACAAAUAGGUACUGUAUGAUAUUCACUCCUUUCACUGGAAAGGAUAAUCAUGGUAGUCCUGUGACAUUUGCGGCCGGGUUGGUGUGCAGCGAGAAAACAGGGGCAUUUGCUUGGCUGUUCAGACAUUUUAUAGAUUGUAUGGGUGUAGCACCCAGGAUGAUUGUGACCGAUCAAGAUUUGGGUAUGCGAUCAGCGAUUGAAGAAGUCCUCGUCGGCACGCGUCACCGUUGGUGUAUGUGGCAUAUAAUGCAUAAAUUGGCAGUCAAGGUACCAAACAGAUUAUUGCGGGACGACGAUUUCAAAAAGGAGUUUAACGCUUGUGUUUGGUCGGACCUAUUAGAGCCGGAGGAAUUCGAGGAGGAGUGGAAUAGAUUGGUUGAACAUCAUCAGCUGGAGGACAUCGACUGGUUCAACACAUUGUAUGCAUAUAGGAGGUACUGGAUACCGGCGUACUUUAGGGAUUUUCCUAUGGGUUCGAUGAUUAGGACUACGUCCAUAUCUGAACCAGAGAACAGUUUCUACAAAAAUUAUCUGAAGCCCAGAGCAAACAUAGCUGAAUUCUACCUGAGUUUCAACCACGCCAUAGAAUUCCAGUGGAAUAGUAGAACAGCUUUGGACUACCACGAUGCCACGUCCAUACCCAUACUCGCAACUACUCUGCCGUUCGAGAAACAUGCUUCUACAUUGUUUACCGACAGUAUGUUCAGGAAAAUACAACAAGAAAUAGUCGAAGGUAAUGAUAGAUGUCGUGUGCUGAGUUUUAUGUCAGGAGAAACUGCUGACACAUACAAGCUUGGCGAUAGCAAGCGCAAUGCAUAUUUUGUUCGUCAUGACAAGACGGAUGAUUCUUACUCGUGCGAAUGCAAGCUUUUUGGUCGCCAUGGUUAUUUGUGCAGUCAUAUUUUCUUCCUAUUUCAGAACAAUGAGGUGAAAAAAAUCCCGGAGAAAUAUUGUGAAAGCAGAUGGAUGAAGACGCCCUUAGCCAAGGCUUUUGAGACCGACAUCGGCGCAUUACGUGCAUUUGUAGCUGGCGUCGAAGAACUUGGCAACUCACUUCAAACUGGUAAUCCGGUAACCUCAGUCGCUGAGAAGAGGCGUAUGGUUGAAGAGUUUUACGGAAUGGCAAGGCCUGAAACUGUUGCAGUACAUCCUCCCGAUGUUGUGAAGACGAAGGGUCACGCCAGCAGCUCGGCGAGCCGUCUGAUUUCAAAGAGAGACAAGGCUAUAAAGGAUGCGACUAGGCCUCUUAGACGGUGUAAGGGUUGCGAUGAGAUGGGUCAUCACGACUCUAGGAAUUGUCCUGUGCUUAAAGAGAUGAGGAUGGAGAAGGAUGCUGGCAAGGGGAAAAAUCCAGCUUGA
This is a messenger RNA of Salvia splendens (bonfire salvia), 2085 nucleotides long. Its product is annotated as protein FAR1-RELATED SEQUENCE 5-like. Gene Ontology annotation, molecular function: zinc ion binding. The coding region runs from base 1 to 2085 and encodes 694 amino acids. The transcript has 3 exons. The record is from RefSeq and is a predicted model, not a curated record. NCBI's taxonomy places the organism in Eukaryota, Viridiplantae, Streptophyta, Magnoliopsida, Lamiales, Lamiaceae.